AUGAAAUUGUGGUUGGUUUUUAAUAUAUUGCAUUUACACUUUGUUUUAAUUUUUGGAGAGAAAACAUGUCACAAAAAGAAACCAAAUAUUGUGAUAAUAAUGGCAGAUGACAUGGGUUUCAAUGAUGUCAGUUUUAAUGGUCAAAAUCAAUUUAUAACACCAAAUUUAGAUGCUCUUGCCUAUAACGGUAUUAUAUUAAAUAAACAUUAUACACCUCCAAUGUGUUCACCAUCAAGAACUGCUUUUUUAACUGGCAAAUAUCCAAUAAGAACUGGAAUGCAACAUUUUGUCAUGGCAAAUGAUGAUCCAUGGGGCUUAUGUCCAAAUGAAAUAUUAAUGUCUCAUGUAUUUAAAGCAAAUGGUUAUUCAACAAAUUUAGUUGGUAAAUGGCAUUUAGGAUAUUUUAAAAAAGUAUUUACACCAUUAUACAGAGGAUUUGAUCAUCAUUAUGGUUAUAUGGGAGGAUAUAUAGAUUAUUGGGAUCAUAGUGUUAUUAUGUUGGAUAAAAAUUAUAGUCGAGGUUAUGAUUUUUAUAAUGAUCUAAAAAUAAAUUAUAGAGGACGAGGUCAAUACGCAACCGAUUUAUUUACAAAUGAAGCGAUAAGAAUUAUUGAAAAUCAUGGACCAGGCAAGAAACCUUUAUUUUUAAUGGUAAAUCAUUUGGCACCGCAUACUGGCAAUGAAAAUGAUCCAAUGCAAGCCCCAUUAUCAGAAAUAAAUAAAUUUCAAUAUAUAAAAGAUGAGAAGAGACGAAAAUAUGCUGCUAUGGUUUCCAAACUUGAUAAAAGUGUAGGAUUAAUUGUGAAAGCCUUAAGUAAUAGGAAUAUGUUAUGUAAUACAAUUAUAUUAUUUUAUAGUGAUAAUGGUGCUCCUACCCAAGGAUUACACUCGAAUAGUGGUUCAAAUUUUCCUUUUAGAUCUCAAAAGAAUUCACCAUUUGAAGGUGCUAUUCGUGUACCAGCUAUUUUAUACAGUCCUCUUUUAAAUCAGAGAAGUUAUGUUUCAAAACAAUUAAUUCAUCUAACAGACUGGUUUCCAACUUUAGCUUCUGCUGCUGGUAUAAAAAUUGUGUCUUCUAAAAAACUUGAUGGAAUUGAUCUUUGGGAUAAUCUUUCAAAUGCUAAAAGUCCAAUUAGUCGAAAAAUACUUCAUAAUAUUGAUGAAAUUUUUGGUUAUUCCUCGUAUCUAGAAGGAGACUGGAAAUACGUUAAUUAUACAACUUCGAAUGGAAAAUAUGACAAUUUCCUCGGUAGAAUCGGUAAUGAACUUGAUCCAAGAACAAAAAAUUAUUAUUCUGAAAUCAUGGAAUCGGAUAUUGGUUCAUCAUUAAAUAAAGGCAACCAAAAAUGUUCAACUUCGACAUUAUUAACGAAGAAUAACGUAGAAAGGCUUCGAUAUCAAGCGAAAAUUAAGUGUCCCAUAUAUCCUUUAAUGGAAAUAAAAUCGUUUAAGUGCAAACCCUUGGAAGAACCAUGUCUUUUUAAUUUAAAUUAUGAUCCAUGUGAAAGAUAUAAUUUUGCAAAAUACUUCAGUUUUAGAGUAAAAGCAAUGCAAGAAAAUCUUAAAUCAUUUAGAAAAGAGCUUGUACCAAGUGUUUACAAGAUGGGUGAUAAAAAUGCAAAUCCAGCUCUUCAUAAUGGUACAUGGACUUGGUGGGUCGAUGAUACUUACGAUAUUGGAAUUCCAGGUACUUAUUGUAAAGGAUUAGAAUUAGAUAUACGAUACAAAGGAGAUUUGAAACUUUGA
Condylostylus longicornis is the source of this 1746-nucleotide messenger RNA. Its product is annotated as arylsulfatase B-like. Lineage: Eukaryota; Metazoa; Arthropoda; Insecta; Diptera; Dolichopodidae. Bases 1 to 1746 code for a protein of 581 amino acids. The transcript is spliced from 5 exons. The record is from RefSeq and is a predicted model, not a curated record.